This is a messenger RNA of Centropristis striata (black sea bass), 4616 nucleotides long. RefSeq names its product oxysterol binding protein-like 9 (gene osbpl9). The record is from RefSeq and is a predicted model, not a curated record. Gene Ontology annotation, molecular function: sterol binding. The coding region runs from base 641 to 2671 and encodes 676 amino acids. Gene Ontology annotation, cellular component: membrane; cytosol; intracellular membrane-bounded organelle. NCBI's taxonomy places the organism in Eukaryota, Metazoa, Chordata, Actinopteri, Perciformes, Serranidae. The transcript has 21 exons.
GUUUUUUGCCACAGUUGCUGUACUUCUGUCUGUGGAUUAAUGAUUCGACGUGGUCAAGCUAACUGUCUGUUAGCAACAGUCUGCUCUUCAGAAAUUACAGACCACAGAGUGCCGACUCAAUCAGAAAUUUAGUAUCCAAAGAAAGCCAUUAUUUUAAGAAAUAUGGUUCAAAACUGUACAAUGUAGCAUCAAAGUAUAGUAUCACAGUGUGUUGUUCCACAUGAAACAAACUCAAAUGCUCUGUCACAUGAUAAAAAGCUAUAGGGGGCGAGGUCACUUUUCUGAUGUAAUGCCUUACCAGAAAGAUGGCAGCUCUUUUCCUAAUAAAGUGCAGGAAUUUUCCAGGGUAGUGUGAGUAAGCAGACAGAGGAUGUUGCCUGCUGUGCCAACCCAAACACAUGUACCACACAUUGAUGCAAAACAUACACACCCACAUCUGCAUCAGAGCCGUUUCUCAUUUUUGAUCAGGCCCUCAUGUGGGCAGCUAUAUUUUGCAAUUGCAGUGAAAGCACCUUUGAUCCUUUUUGAGGAAGUCAGCCAAGUUAACAGCAAAGGCUUCAGGACAGCAGAGUGGAGACUUUGUUCUCCAUAAAACUAGUAUGUUUUUACGGUUAAAACUUUAUCAGUUCUCCGGCUGCUAAUGGCUUUUCUUCACUUUCCUGUGAGGUCGUGUGUAACAGGAAGAAAACUCCCCACUGACUCAGGACACAGCAGGACUGUGCGACGCAGCGGUGAAACCAGAGCAGCUGUAGCACCCAACAACAGGGAGGCCGAGACGGGAUUUGUUCCGAGUGUUCAAGACUUUGACAAGAAACUCGCUGAAGCAGACGCCUACCUGCAGAUUCUGAUUGACCAAUUAAAGCUGUUUGAUGAGAAGAUCAAGGACUGCAAAGAGGAUGAAUCACGCAGAAAAAUUGAAAAUUUGAAGGAGACUACUUGUAGCAUGGUAGAGUCCAUCAAGCACUGUAUUGUACUGCUGCAGAUCGCCAAGGACCAAAGUAACGAACAGCAACACGCAAACGGACUUAUAAGCACCAUAAACCCAGUGGAUGGGAUCUACCAACCCCCUCUGGACACUCCUGUAGUCAACACCACGAUGCCAACACAGACAACACUACCCACAGACGCUUCUCAGGUGUGUAAAUCAGACCAACGCCCCUCCACGUUACCUGUUGGUCCCGUCGUCACCGUGAUGGGCAGUCUGCAGACCCCAACUCCCAACAGCACAGGGAGUGGCCCGUCAGGCCCCAGCAGCGGCGUCGCCUCCCCGGCUCACAUGCCCCUCCCCUCGCACUCGGUGCCAGACUUCUCCUACUCCUCCAGCGAGGACGAGUUCUACGAUGCUGACGAGUUCUACCAGAGCACCACAUCCCCCAAACACUGCAUAGAUCCCUCAGGGCCUCAGGCUGCCUUGCCCCUCACUAAUGAAGCAACAGCACUGAAACGACCAGACACCACAGAGUCCCUCAACUCGACCAUGUCCAAUGGCACCACAGAUGCAGAUCAGUUUGACAGCCAUGAUGACCGCGAUGAUGAAGGCGAGGGCGAGUCUGUGGAGGAGCACAAGAGCGUCAUCAUGCAUCUUCUCUCUCAAGUUCGUUUGGGCAUGGACCUCACCAAGGUGGUGCUGCCUACCUUCAUCCUCGAGAGGAGAUCUUUGUUAGAAAUGUACGCAGACUUCUUUGCACAUCCCGACUUAUUUGUAAGCAUCGCAGAACAGCAGGAGGCUCAGGGGCGCAUGGUCCAUGUGGUAAAGUGGUACCUGUCAGCUUUCCAUGCAGGGAGGAAAGGUUCAGUGGCCAAGAAACCUUACAACCCAAUCCUGGGAGAAGUCUUCUACUGCCACUGGGAUCUGCCCAGCGAAACAGAGGAGCCUUCCCCACCCACGGAGACGAUAUCAGAAGGUCCCGUACCGUGGUCUUCGUCCAACAGUGUGUGUUUUGUGGCAGAGCAGGUCUCUCACCACCCACCCAUUUCUGCAUUCUACGCAGAAUGUUUAAAUCAGAAGAUCCAGUUCAACGCUCACAUCUGGACAAAGUCUAAGUUCUUAGGCAUGUCCAUAGGUGUCCACAAUAUUGGCCAAGGGUGUGUGUCGUGUUUGGAGCAUGACGAACAUUACAUCCUCACCUUCCCUAACGGAUACGGCAGGUCGAUUCUGACGGUGCCGUGGGUGGAGCUGGGCGGGGAGUGCAACAUCUCCUGCUCCAAGUCGGGCUACAGUGCCAACAUCGUGUUCCACACCAAACCCUUCUACGGAGGAAAGAAGCACAGGAUCACUGCUGAGAUUUUUGCACCGAAUGAUAAGAAGUCUUUCUGCUCCAUUGAAGGCGAAUGGAACGGAGUGAUGUAUGCCAAGUGGGCAACCGGAGAGAACACAGUGUUCAUAGACACUAAGAGGUUAGGCAUCAUUAAGAAGAAAGUGAGAAAGCUGGAAGACCAGCUCGACUACGAGUCCCGAAGAUUGUGGAGAGACGUGACGUUGAACCUGAAGCUGAAAGACAUCGAUGCAGCGACAGAAGCCAAACACCGGCUGGAGGAGAAGCAGAGAGCUGAAGCCAGAGAGAGGAAGGAGAACGAGCAGCAGUGGGAGACCAGGCUAUUCCACGAGGACGGGGAGUGCUGGGUCUACGAUGAGCCUCUAUUAAAGAGAUUAGUCUCUCAAAGGCAGUGAGCAGACGACGCACACUCUGACACACACACACCAUACAUAUGCAUAAAGAACUGCACACACGACAGAGUCUUCAUAAGAACUCUUUUGCAAAACCACUUGUUUUCCAAGCCUUGGAAUGACUGAUGAUUGAAUAUGUACACAGCUUUGCAUUUGACUGUAAAACAACAAUAUGGAAAUGAAUGAAAACAAACGGGAAAAGCAUCUAAGAUGUAACAUGAAAACUAGUAAAGCUCCUCUCCUUAUUUGGGCAAUGUCACUUCCACCGAUACCCACCACCAACACCACCACCACCACCCGCCAACACAAGACUCGGAGUGGAGACGGAGGAAGUCUCGCAACUGUCCGUCAGCUUCACGACCUCACCUUCAUCAGCUCCACAGGACGAGCCAGAGCAGCACUCGUUUCCCCACACACGGGGGUUUUUUUGGGUGGGGGGGGGCAAAAGGGGGUUGAUGAAUCGAAUACAAACCUUGACGAAUAAAACGGCGCUCUACAUCUCAGGGAAUCUGGUGACUGAGGAAAGAAAGCUGCUGCCCCCUCCAAGAGUCUGACAGCCUUAUAACGGUGGAAGGGAUGAAUCUUAAAGGGGCGGGGGAGAAGUCCUCCGCUUGCCUGCAACUAGUUGUAACUGUUGUUUAUAUAUAGAUAUACAUAUGAUGGAUAUAUAUAAAUAUAUAUUCUUUUUUUUUAUUUUCAAUGCUCUUUUUGUUUAUUUUUCUUUCUGGCAAUAGUGUAAAAUAUUUGAGAACUUGAUGGCUUUACAUCUUUAGGAAUCAUUCCAUUUUCUUCCCAUGUCGCCGCCUGUUUGGUCCUCCACACUGUUCUGUGUCUCGAGUGUUAUCAAGAAUCAAAGCCCCGCAUAAGCCAUAGCAUCUGAACUCGCUGAUUGGGAGAGUUGUGAUAGAUAUAUGCAAUAUAGAGAUCAUUGACACGCCUGUCAAAGGACAGAUGUAGGUGUCCAUUAUGCCAAAAAAAGUUUAGAUAAAAGGCUAAAGGGACUUCAAUCUGGACAGAGAACAAACAAUCCGAUGAAAAUGUUUCCAUGUUACCUGAAGGCAUUUAAAGAACAAAUGAUUGUUUACAUAUUUUUGUCUUUCUGGAUCGCUGGUUCACGACAAGCGCGCAAGGCCAGGACCGAGUCUUCCUUUUUGUCCCACACAUCACCCUGUCCCCCGUUCCCUCUCUGAAGGAAGAACCAGAGUAGACGUUUGAAACACUGAUGCUGUUUCAUUAUGCUGCUACGAGUCCAGACUGUGUUCUACCCGUUCAGUUUUCUUGUUUUUUUGUCCAAUGAUAACCACAUAGAGGGCAAUAUUUAUCCUACUGUACACCUCUGCUUUCUUUCUUAAACCACCAUUCAUUCUCUUAUUUACAGCUACAUAGGUUGGAUCUAAAUGCAAUGAUAUUUGGAUGAAAUAAAAAAAACAAUUCUCACCUGAAAAUGCACAAGAAUAUCUCUUAAUGCAGUAGCUAGCUUACAACAGAGUCCCUUGUUUGAUUGUCGUCUGUUCUAGAUGUUUGGCCUGUUGGAAUCGGGUUAAUUUAAAUGAACCUUCAAAGUCUUAAAAUUAAUCAAUUUGGUGAAGGAAUCUAUAAAGGAAAACAUAUCCCUGGUGCUGUAUGCAGGUUAAGUGGAAAACUUGGUAAAAUCUUGAAUUCAAAUUGUUUAAAUUUCCUCUAGCGCAUAUACAAAUGUCUUUAGAAACAAGCCAAAUGAAAUUCAGUGUCCAAGCUAAAUUCUGUUAGUUUUCACUUUUUGUUUUUUUCCUCCAUGUUAUGUCUUUGUAAAUUAUAUUGAAUCGAGGCCUUGCCAUACAUUUCAGUAUCACUCGCCUGAUAGAGAGCAAUCAAAAUGUAUUUUUUAUUUCAUUUUGAUCAUAAUAACCAUUGAUUGUAUCAGAUUUUCCUGUUUAUUGAUGCAUAAUAUUAAAUCUCCAUGAGUUUA